AUGGGUGCCGAGCUACUUGAAUUCAAGACCACGCCUGUCGGUGAGAUCAAUAGCACUGUUGAACGGAUUCGACAGACAUUCUGGACAGCCAAAACACGAAAUGUUCAAUUCAGAAUCAAGCAGCUGCGGAAGCUGUAUUGGGCCAUCGAGGACAACAAGCAACUGAUAUUGGAUGCUUCGAAAUGGUGCAAGGACGAGUCGGCUCCGGACAUCAGCCUGGCAAAUAAGUUCAUGAGACCCAAGAUAAGGAAAGAUCCACUUGGAAUGGUACUGGUCAUUGGAGCAUUCAACUUCCCUCUCCAGCUCUCCUUCGGUCCCAUGGUUGGAGCCAUCUCUGGCGGCAAUACAGUUAUCCUUAAACCUUCCGAGAACUCCCCAAGAUCUGCCAUGGUUAUGCAAAAGAUUAUGCAGGAAAGUCUCGAUCCCGAUUGUUACACUUGUAUUCAGGGAAGUAUACCCGAAAUGAAGGUGCUGCUAGAAGAGAAGUGGGACAAGAUCUUCUUCACGGGAUCCGCAACAGUUGGCAAGAUCAUAACGAAAGCGGCUGCGCCCCACCUUACACCUGUCGUACUCGAGCUUGGAGGCAGGAACCCUGCCAUCGUGACUAGAAAGGCAGACGUGGCAUUGGCUGCCAGGAGACUCUUGUGGGCAAAGACAAUGAAUGCUGGUCAAGUCUGUAUCAGUCACAACUAUACCCUAGUCGACAAGGAGGUACUCGACCAGUUUGUGGAAGAACUCAAACGUGGCCUGACAGAGUUCUUUCCUAAAGGUGCCAAAGCCAGUGAAGAUUAUGGCAGGAUGGUCAACACUGGCUCAUUCAAUCGUGUCAAGAAAAUGCUCGAUGGAACGACUGGCAAGAUUGUUGCUGGAGGAACUGUAGAUGCUGAGGACCUCUUCAUUGAGCCCACAGUUAUUGUCAUUACUGAUACAGAGGACUCCUUGAUGCGAGAUGAGUCAUUUGGUCCUCUCAUGCCAGUCCUAGGUGUCGACAACCUGGACCAAGCCAUCCAUAUCGCCAACAAGACCCACGAGACACCACUAGGCGUGUAUGCCUUUGGGUCGAAAGACGAAACAGACAAAGUUCUGGCGUCGACGCGUUCAGGUGGUGCAAGCAUCAACGAUGGCAUGUUUCAUGGUACCAUUGGUACCUUGGCUUUCGGUGGUGUAGGCGACAGUGGUAGUGGGAGCUACCGUGGAAAGGCAUCCUUCGACACCUUUGUCCACCAUCGGUCGAUUACCCAUACUCCAGGUUGGAUUGAGUCCAUGCUCAAGGCAAGAUACCCGCCGUUCGCAGGGACGAAUAAAUACGACCAAUUGAGCAAGAUGUUGCUGCAAAAGCCGAACUUUGAUCGUGAAGGUAACCAGAAACUUGGCUGGAUUACUUGGAUCUUCACACUGGGCACAGGAGGUUACUUCAGAGGUGCGUCCCGGGCUCUAAUUUUAGCUGGUAUGGCGGUUUUGAUAAGAGUGCUGAUGGAUCGCAGGACGAUGAAUGGUAUUUUGGGCAAGGAUUGA
Molecule: messenger RNA, 1515 nt
Organism: Lithohypha guttulata
Lineage: Eukaryota; Fungi; Ascomycota; Eurotiomycetes; Chaetothyriales; Trichomeriaceae
Gene: HFD1
Product: Hexadecenal dehydrogenase
Exons: 3
Coding region: 1-1515 (504 amino acids)
Biological process (GO): aldehyde metabolic process
Cellular component (GO): cytoplasm
Molecular function (GO): aldehyde dehydrogenase (NAD+) activity
Source: RefSeq, a predicted model, not a curated record